UUGAAUAAACAAAACUAUGUUAUGGUGGGGUUGGUUGGGCGGGUUCACAAAUACCCUCCAUGUGGUUGCAAAGCAACGGUUCAAAUUCAACCCUCCCCCUGAACCCCAUCCAAGCAAACCCUUGACCUUUGAGGGUAUGCAGUGUAGUUGAUAGGGUAGAUACUGCCAAGUCAUCUCAAGGACCAGUGGCGGCCAAAUCUCUGUGUUACUACUAUUUAAAAACCAAAAUGCAUGAGAGAGAGGGAGCAAAGAGAGCCUAAGCUAGGCCAUCACCAGUACCACCACCACCAAGCAUUGCACUUACUCUCACAGCCACCACUAACACCAACACUCUCAGCUGAUAACUGUUCACCAUACAAAUCCAUCUUCUACUAAGAUUUUACGUGCAGGCCUUUUGAUUCUCUUUUGUAAUCUAUGCUCUCCGUCCUUUUCUUUGGAUCAAACAUUUAUGGGUUUCAAUGUCCUGGUGUGAAACUUAAGCAUCCUCACAUGUAUGUUGUCUCCUAAAGUGGACUUUCUCCUUCACCAUCACUGUCACACACCAUUGACAUAAACCCCCCAUUGAUUCAAUCAAAAACCUCCCAUUCUUUCAUGACUACUCGAAUGGAGAAACCCAUUACCUCCCAAGUGUCAUUCUUUUUAACAACACUAGCUGUUGUUGUUGUGGUGAACUCUCUAUCUCCAGAUGGGGAAGCCCUUCUUUCUCUUCUCUCUGCAGCUGAACCUUCUUCCUCAAUCCUCUCCUCAUGGAAUCCAUCAAACCCAACACCAUGUUCAUGGAAAGGCAUCACUUGCUCCCCACAAAACAGGGUAAUCUCUCUGUCGCUCCCAAACAAUUUCCUCAAUCUCUCCUCUCUCCCUCCACAACUCUCCUCUCUCUCUUCCUUGCAACUCCUCAAUCUAUCCUCCACCAAUGUCUCUGGCAACAUUCCUCCUUCAUUUGGACAACUAACCCAUCUUCGCCUCCUCGAUUUGUCCUCCAACUCUCUCUCUGGUCCCAUCCCUCAAGAGCUUGGAAACCUCUCUUCACUCCAAUUUCUUUACCUGAACUCUAAUAAGUUUUCUGGUAGAAUACCCCCACAACUUGCCAAUCUUACUUCACUUCAAGUUCUUUGUCUGCAAGACAAUGUGAUUAAUGGUUCAAUACCUUCACAACUGGGUUCUCUGGUCUCCCUGCAACAACUUAGGGUUGGGGGAAACCCUUAUCUGACUGGAGAGCUACCAUCACAAUUGGGAUUACUUGCUAAUCUCACAACAUUUGGAGCCGCGGCCACGGGUCUUUCGGGAGUGAUACCGCCUACAAUUGGUAACUUGGUUAAUCUGCAAACACUGGCAAUUUAUGAUACUGAAAUAUUUGACUUAAUACCUCCUGAGCUUGGGUUGUGUUUAGAGUUGAGUAAUUUGUAUUUGCACAUGAACAAGCUCACUGGUUCAAUCCCUCCUGAAUUGGGUAAACUGCAAAAGCUUACUAGUUUACUUUUAUGGGGGAAUGAGCUCUCAGGGCCAAUCCCGCCCAAGCUUUCGAAUUGUUCAUCACUUGUUGUGCUUGAUGUGUCUGCUAACAAUCUCUCUGGUGAAAUACCUGGUGACUUGGGAAAACUAGUAGAACUUGAACAGCUUCACUUGUCCGAUAACUCGUUUACGGGUAGGAUUCCGUGGCAGUUGAGUGAGUGUAGUAGCCUAACUACUCUUCAACUUGAUAAGAAUCAAUUUUCAGGCUCAAUCCCAUGGGAGGUUGGAAAAUUGAAAUAUUUGCAGAGUUUAUUCUUGUGGGGUAAUUCAGUGUCCGGAACUAUACCAGCAUCGUUUGGCAACUGCACUGAGCUAUACGCGCUUGAUCUUUCGAGGAACAAGCUCACGGGUUCAAUCCCAGAAGAGAUUUUCAGUUUGAAGAAACUCAGCAAGCUGUUGCUACUUGGGAACUCAUUAUCAGGAGGCCUACCGCGAAGUGUUGCGAAUUGUGAGUCACUGGUAAGGUUGAGGCUUGGGGAAAACCAGCUUUCUGGGAAGAUACCUAAGGAGAUAGGCCAAUUGCAGAACCUUGUUUUUCUAGACUUGUACAUGAACCAUUUCUCGGGCAGUCUUCCUUUGGAAAUUGCAAAUAUCACAGUUCUCGAGCUAUUGGACGUGCACAAUAACUAUAUAACUGGACAGAUACCAUCUCAGUUGGGGGAGCUAGUGAACUUGGAGCAGCUUGAUCUCAGCCGAAACAGUUUUACUGGACAAAUUCCUUGGAGCUUUGGGAACUUGAGCUAUUUGAACAAGCUCAUUCUCAACAACAAUCUGUUGACAGGCACGAUUCCAAAAUCGUUUCGGAACUUGCAGAAGCUAACACUGCUUGAUUUGAGUUAUAACAGCCUCUCUGGUCCAAUCCCACCUGAAAUUGGUUAUGUGACGAGCUUGACAAUUAGUUUGGACUUGAGCUUCAAUGGGUUCACUGGACAACUCCCAAAGACAAUGUCUAGUUUGACACAAUUACAAUCCCUGGACCUUUCACACAAUAUGCUUUAUGGUAGAAUUGAAGUUCUUGGCUCACUCACUAGUCUUGCUUCUCUGAAUGUCUCUUACAAUAACUUUUCAGGCCCGAUCCCUGUAACGCCAUUCUUUCGUACAGUAACUUCGACUUCAUACCUUCAGAAUACAAAUCUUUGUGAAUCCACUGAUGGGUCUACUUGCUCUUCGAAGCUGGCUAGGAAAAACGGAUUAAAAUCUGCCGGGACCGUAGCAUUGAUUUCGGUGAUUUUGGCCUCAUUGACCAUAGCAGUUCUGGUUUCAUGGACUGUCAUUAUGCGGAACCACAGGCAUAUGGUGGAGAAAUCUUCAGCUAAGUCGUCCUUGUCCUCAGCAUCGGGGGUUGAAGAUUUCUCUUAUCCGUGGACUUUCAUUCCGUUUCAAAAGCUCAACUUGACCAUUGAUAACAUCUUGGAGUGCCUGAAAGACGAAAACGUGAUAGGCAAAGGCUGUUCUGGGGUUGUCUACAAGGUGGAAACACCUAAUGGGGAGUUAAUAGCAGUGAAGAAGCUCUGGAAAAUGACACGAGACGAAGAGCCAGUGGACUCCUUCGCUGCAGAAAUCCAAAUUCUCGGACACAUCAGGCACCGGAAUAUUGUGAAGCUCCUCGGCUAUUGUUCUAAUAAAAGUGUGAAGCUCCUUCUGUACAACUACAUUUCCAACGGUAAUCUCCAGCAGCUCUUGCAAAGCAACAGGAAUUUGGAUUGGGAAACUAGGUACAAGAUUGCCGUUGGAUCGGCUCAAGGUCUGGCUUACCUUCAUCAUGAUUGUGUGCCUGCAAUUCUUCACAGAGAUGUCAAGUGCAAUAACAUACUUCUAGAUUCCAUGCACGAGGCCUAUUUGGCAGAUUUCGGUCUUGCCAAACUGAUGAACUCUCAAAAUUAUCAUCAUGCAAUGUCCAGAGUAGCCGGAUCUUACGGAUAUAUUGCCCCAGAGUAUGGAUACACCAUGAACAUAACAGAAAAGAGCGAUGUUUACAGCUACGGAGUAGUUCUACUGGAGAUAUUAAGUGGUCGUAGCGCUGUUGAGUCCCGGCUAGGGGAUGGGCUGCACAUAGUUGAGUGGGUGAAGAGGAAAAUGAGGAGUUUUGAGCCUGCUGUAUCAAUAUUGGAUGGAAAGCUUCAAGGUUUGCCGGAUCAAAUGGUGCAAGAGAUGCUUCAAACACUUGGGAUUGCCAUGUUUUGUGUUAACUCUUCACCGGCGGAGCGACCCAGCAUGAAAGAAGUGGUGGCACUGUUGAUGGAGGUUAAGAGCACACCAGAAGAAUGGGGAAAGACUUCUCAACCACUAAUAAAACAGUCUUCCAAUCAGAGUUAGGACUUUGUUUUUUAAAAUACUCCAGCAUAAAGAUCAGUGAUUGUUUUCCUUUUCUGACCUCAGAAUGGAUGAAGGUGUUGUUGCUGGGUGUUGGAUUUGUUGUACAGUAGUAGAGACAGCAACUUGGUUGAUUUAUUUCAAGUUUCUUUUAGUAUGGUUCUCUCUCUCUUGAACUUUUAAUUCCAGGUCUAGCAUUGCACUAUUAUUCAUACAAGAUUCCUCCAAAUUAUGGCCCAAUGUUUUCUUGGAAUAAUUUAUACAAAUAGAGUGCCCAGGCUCUGCUGUAAUUAAUGUGUUUUGAGGCUCAAAAUUUUUUUUAAAAAAAAAUCAUAAUUGUGUAGUAUUUAACUUAAUGAAUCCAACCAUGUGUUUUUUGUCCGAAAUAAAAAUCAAAUUCAACAUAAGAAAUGCAUAACAAUUUUGGAAUAUUGGAUAUAAACCCAAAAUAUUCUAUACAUUUUCCUUGUUGAAUUUGAUUUUUGAUUCAAACAAAAAAUGUAUGUUAUAUUUAUAAAACCGAUCAAAAUACAAAUAUGAUUUUUGAAAAAAAAAAAACACUCCAAAAUGGGGUUACAGCAGAGC
Tripterygium wilfordii is the source of this 4410-nucleotide messenger RNA. RefSeq names its product probable LRR receptor-like serine/threonine-protein kinase At1g34110. NCBI's taxonomy places the organism in Eukaryota, Viridiplantae, Streptophyta, Magnoliopsida, Celastrales, Celastraceae. Gene Ontology annotation, biological process: protein phosphorylation. The transcript has 2 exons. Gene Ontology annotation, molecular function: ATP binding; protein binding; protein kinase activity. The coding region runs from base 592 to 3828 and encodes 1078 amino acids. The record is from RefSeq and is a predicted model, not a curated record.